AUGGCAGCACCACCUGCGAAAAAGCUGAAGAUGACCGCCCAAAUGCCCAUCGUGUUCACAAGACAUGGAAUGAAACCUGACACACUUUUAAAGGUGUUCGGUCUCGAAUUUCAUGUCCAUUCCGUGGUCCUCAAGAUAAACUCUAAAUUCUUCCAUAAGUUUAUGGAUCCCGAUAACGGUGUUGUGGUUGUACCACCAGCAUCUUCACCUUUCAAAUAUGAGUGGUACACUAAAAUUGAUGAUGGUGAUAAAGAUUGGUGCCUUUCCGCCCAAUCAGAGCUUCGCGAUGUAGACCUUUCCGGCUUCAAAGGCGGCAGACUGGAGGAGGAAUCUGCGUUUUACAAUGUCAUAUGUGCCAUUUUCGGCCACCCAUACAGCAUCAAAGACGCAACUCAGCUUACAAAAAUGACCGAAAUUGCGGACUACUACAUCUGCCUUCAAGCCCUAUCAAAUUCACUUUCCACGGCAUUGUUCAACAACCCUGGACUCGUCAAGGACAUCCCAAACACAGCUUGUUGUAUGCUCGAGGUUGCGUAUAAGCUCCGCCAUGAGGCUCUCUUUAAAGAAUGCUUUAUUCAUGUUCUUGGGCCAUGGACAAAGCCACAGUGGCGACAGCUUGCAGACCAAAAGCUUAAGGAUAUGGCUACGAUUGCAGAUACCAAGAUCAAGCAUAAGCUCCUCAUUGUUCACUCGAAUAUUAUUCAACUUCAUUCUGACCAGAAGAGAUAUGGCGGCCUUGCAGCGCAGUUUGCAAAGAUAUCAGCUAAGUGCCGUAACGUGGACGGCAAGGUCUUGCAGCCGCUCUACUUCCGAGAACUUUCUCAGUUGCAAUAUGAUACUCAGGGCAUUGAGAUCACUGUCAGCCAGAUCUUAGCCCCUAUUCUUGAAAAUCGCCUCGAAUUAGACCGAUCACGCUUGGAAGCCGGAGAGGGAAUAUACGAGGACUUCUUUCUCUGCGCUGAGGUUAAAAAUAUCCCCUGGGAUCGAUCGAAAAAGGAUUGGUAA
Molecule: messenger RNA, 1005 nt
Organism: Venustampulla echinocandica
Lineage: Eukaryota; Fungi; Ascomycota; Leotiomycetes; Helotiales; Pleuroascaceae
Exons: 2
Coding region: 1-1005 (334 amino acids)
Source: RefSeq, a predicted model, not a curated record